GACAGUGAGGGUCACUGUGAUUCUGGGAGCCCACGACAUAACCUGCCCAGAGUGGAGCCAGCAGAAGAUCCGUGUUGGACAAUGGGUCAUCCAUCCCGAAUAUUCCCCUGAUGACUUCAAAAAUGACAUUGUGCUGCUGAAGCUGAAGCCAAGGGCCAGGAUCAACCAGAAUGUGCAAUUUAUCUCCAUUCCCAGGAGAAAUGAACAUGUGAGACCAGGAACUUUAUGCAGGGUGUCUGGCUGGGGCUUGACAUCUCCCAAAGGGAACAGGAGUAAUGUGUUGAGGGAGGUGAAACUGAAGGUGCAAAAGGAGAAAAUAUGUCAGCAGCGUUCCAGUAAAUAUCAGCGUCAGUCCAUGAUCUGUGUUGGUAAUAAAAACAGUAAAAAGGCAUCUUACCAGGGUGAUUCUGGUGGCCCAUUAGUCUGCAAUAAGAAGGCUCAUGGCAUU
Pyrgilauda ruficollis (rufous-necked snowfinch) is the source of this 448-nucleotide messenger RNA. Its product is annotated as granzyme C-like. The record is from RefSeq and is a predicted model, not a curated record. The transcript is spliced from 3 exons. The annotation marks the transcript as partial. Gene Ontology annotation, molecular function: serine-type endopeptidase activity. NCBI's taxonomy places the organism in Eukaryota, Metazoa, Chordata, Aves, Passeriformes, Passeridae. Gene Ontology annotation, cellular component: cytoplasm; intracellular membrane-bounded organelle. Gene Ontology annotation, biological process: proteolysis.